AUGCCAGCACUGGGGAACCCGUCGCCAUUUCCAGUCACGGCGUGGCACAGAGCACAUCUCCCAACAGCCGCCACGCUCGCACCCCUCCGCUGCCGAGACGGGCAGAUCGGCUGCCUGCCCCGCUGCAACCUGGACCUGCUACUCCCCGGGCCCGACUGCCCCUUCCCCAGGAAGAUCGAAGUCCCUGGAGAGUGCUGUGAGAAGUGGAUCUGUGACCCGAAAGACGAAGUGAUUUUGGGAGGUUUCGCUAUGGCCGCCUACAGACAAGAGGCCACGCUCGGGAUCGAUGUGUCGGAUUCAAGUGCCAAUUGUAUUGAGCAGACAACAGAAUGGAGUGCUUGUUCCAGAAGCUGUGGAAUGGGCUUUUCCACCCGUGUUACCAACAGAAAUCAACGGUGUGAGAUGGUGAAGCAGACGCGGCUUUGCAUGAUAAGACCUUGUGAAAAUGAAGAAUCAUCUGAUAAGAAAGGGAAGAAAUGUAUCCGAACAAAGAAGUCCCUGAAAGCGGUUCGCUUUGAAUACAAGAACUGCAGCAGUGUGCAGACAUACAAACCUCGUUACUGUGGGCUCUGCAGUGACGGCCGAUGCUGUACCCCACACAACACCAAAACCAUCCAGGUUGAGUUCCGCUGCCCUCAGGGCAAAGUCCUAAAAAAGCCAAUGAUGUUGAUCAACACCUGUGUCUGUCAUAAUAACUGUCCUCAGAGUAACAAUGCUUUCUUCCAGCCAUUAGAUCCGACGUCUAGUGAAGCAAAAAUAUGAAAAGCAUAAAUUAGGUAGCACAAAAGGUAUAAAUAGUUUAUACAAAACUUGACCCACAAUCAGGUGAAUGUAACAAAUGUAUAUGUAAAAUAUCUACCAUGUUUUUCAGAACAGUCUAGGCGCUUCUUUUUUUCCUGUAGUUUAUUAAAUACCUCAUUUUACAUUUUCCCACUCCAAAUGUCUUAUAUUCACUUGAAGGAAAUUUUGUGCCUAGGACAGAGCCUUCUUUUUUUCUUGACGGUGGCAUAAAGAUUGCAAAGCGAACAGCUAGACUUUCUCCUUGAGUUAAGGGGAUCAUGCCACAAGCUCUUUAAGAAUAAAUGGAUUCCUUGGGGAAUGCAUGAUACCAUAUCACAUAAGCUUCCAGGUUCUUAACUUCACUUUGCAUAA
Opisthocomus hoazin is the source of this 1152-nucleotide messenger RNA. The record is from RefSeq and is a predicted model, not a curated record. Lineage: Eukaryota; Metazoa; Chordata; Aves; Opisthocomiformes; Opisthocomidae.